Arabidopsis lyrata subsp. lyrata is the source of this 1719-nucleotide messenger RNA. Its product is annotated as plant UBX domain-containing protein 10. The record is from RefSeq and is a predicted model, not a curated record. Gene Ontology annotation, cellular component: endoplasmic reticulum. NCBI's taxonomy places the organism in Eukaryota, Viridiplantae, Streptophyta, Magnoliopsida, Brassicales, Brassicaceae. The transcript is spliced from 4 exons. The coding region runs from base 122 to 1558 and encodes 478 amino acids. Gene Ontology annotation, molecular function: ubiquitin binding.
UUUACUCAAAGAACACAGUUUUCUAGAUUCUAGUCUUCUAGAGAUAAGAGUGAGAGAGAAGAGAAGAGAAGAGAAGAGAAGAUCCAAAAGCGUGGGAAAAUCAAAUUAAGGUUUUGCGAUAAUGGUUGAUACUGUCGACAAAUUAGGUUACUUCCAAGCGAUUACAGGUCUUGAAGAUGCCGAUUUGUGCACUGAGAUCCUUCAAGCUCAUGGUUGGGACCUAGAACUCGCAAUCUCUUCAUUCACAUCUUCUGAUCAUGACGCUUCGUCUUCCGCCGCCGUCGAUGGUGGUAACAAUCACGAUCACGAUCACGAUAACGCCGCCGUGACUCCUGAUUAUCAACCUCGUGGGAUCGUUGACGACACAGAGCUUGUUAUGCGUGAUGAUGGAGGAGGAAAUCAAGGUCCAGGAGUGGCGUGGAGGAUUAUUACUUUACCGAUUUCGAUUGUUUCUGGUAGCUUAGGGUUAGUUUCUGGAGCGAUCGGGUUAGGGAUUUGGGCUGCUGGUGGUGUUUUAUCGUAUUCCUUUGGUAUGUUAGGGUUUAGAUCAGGGAGAGGUGGUGGUUCGGCUGAUUCGUCGUCGGCGUCUCGGCUUGUUUCGGUUUCUUCUGCUGCUGGUGAAGCGAUGGAGUUUGUUGCUUUGUUUGAUAGAGAUUAUUGGAGUAAUAAUAAUGCUUUUAAGAUUGAUUUUGUAGUGGAAGGAUUUAUGGAUGCGCUUCAGCGAUCUAGGAGCUCGUUCAAGCUCUUGUUUGUUUACUUGCAUUCUCCGGAUCAUCCGGAUACACCUGUGUUUUGUGAUGGGACGCUUUGUAAUGAAGCGGUUGUAGCGUUUGUUAAUGAGAAUUUUGUUUCUUGGGGAGGUAGUAUUCGAUCUAGUGAAGGAUUUAAGAUGAGUAAUAGCUUGAAAGCAUUGAGGUUUCCGUUUUGCGCUGUUGUUAUGCCUGCUGCUAACCAGAGAAUUGCUCUUCUUCAACAGGUUGAGGGACCAAAAUCUCCAGAAGAAAUGCUUGCUAUAUUACAGAGAGUUGUAGAAGAUAGUUCACCUACGCUGGUAACUGCUAGGGUUGAGGCGGAGGAAAGAAGAACCAAUCUGCGUCUGAGAGAGGAACAAGAUGCUGCUUACCGGGCUGCUCUUGAAGCCGAUCAAGCAAGGGAGCGAGAGAGACGGGAAGAGGAAGAACGUUUAGAGAGGGAAGCUGCUGAGGAAAAAGAGGCUCAGGAGAGAGCAGAACGUGAAGCUGCAGAGAAAGAAGCUGCUAGAGUGAGAAUGAGACAAGAGAAAGCACUUGCUCUUGGAGAUGAACCUGAGAAAGGCCCUGAUGUUACACAAGUUUUGGUACGGUUCCCGAAUGGAGAAAGAAAAGGGAGGAUGUUUAAGAGUGAAACCAAGAUCCAGACAUUGUACGACUACGUUGAUUCACUUGGAGUCUUAGAUACAGAAGAGUACAGCUUAAUAACAAACUUCCCAAGGACAGUGUACGGAAGAGACAAAGAGUCAAUGUCACUAAAAGACGCAGGUUUGCAUCCUCAGGCAAGUCUCUUCAUCGAGAUCAACUAAAAACUGCUGAUUCUUCUGCUUCUUUCUCCUUUUAGCCCCUCUUAUUUUUUUUCAGGUUUUUCUCUAUUAAGAUAUUUAGUUUGUUGCUUCAAUUAUACAUUGGACGUGAUAUUACAUAUAUAAUAUACACACAUAUAUUCAGAAGUUGCGCCUCAUGUUGA